Molossus molossus (Pallas's mastiff bat) is the source of this 1377-nucleotide messenger RNA. Its product is annotated as tripartite motif-containing protein 60-like. NCBI's taxonomy places the organism in Eukaryota, Metazoa, Chordata, Mammalia, Chiroptera, Molossidae. Gene Ontology annotation, molecular function: zinc ion binding; protein binding. The transcript has a single exon. The record is from RefSeq and is a predicted model, not a curated record. The coding region runs from base 1 to 1377 and encodes 458 amino acids.
AUGGACCUUGAGGUCUCCCUGGCUGAGCUCCAAGCAGAGGCCAGCUGCCCCGUCUGCCUGGAUUACCUCACAGACCCAGUGACCAUUGAGUGUGGGCACAACUUCUGUGGCUCCUGCAUCCACCAGCGGUGGGAAGGUCUACAGGACAUCUUCCCCUGUCCUGUCUGCCUCCACCACUGCCCUGACAGGGACUUCAGGAGGAACCCCCAGCUACGUCACAUGACUGAGAUGGUUAAGCAGAUUCCCACCAUGAGGAAAAAGAGGAAAAGGCAAGAGAAUCCCCUGUGUGAGCAGCACAAAGAGGAUCUGAUCCUGUUCUGUGAGAAGGACCUGGAGCUGUUGUGUCCUCAGUGCACGGACUCCUCCGACCACAGGGGUCACCCCCUGAUGCCCAUUGAGGAAGCUGCAGCCAGUCACAGGAUGAAGCUCAAAAGCUACCUGGGGCCCCUGAGAGAGCAGAUGGAAGAUGCGGAAAAGGGGUUGAAAAUGCAAAUCUCCAAAGAUUUUGACUUGAGAUGGAAGAUGGAAAAUCGAAGGAGUGAAUUGUAUUCUGAAGCUGAAAUAUUUAAGCAUUUCUGGGAAAAGGAGCAAGAUGCAAUUCAUGUUAGUUUGCUAGCUGAAGAGAAAGGUAUUCAAGAAAAAGUAACUGAAGGGAAAAACCAAAUAUGCAACCACAGUUCCAUAUUAAAAAGUCUCCUUAGUGAAAUUAUCAGUAAGUGUUUGCAGACAGACCUGGAUUUACUCACAGGUGUUGAAAGUACCCACAACAGGUAUGAGAACCUAGAGACCCCAGCAGUCUUCUCCUAUGAAUUAAAGAGGGCGAGUUUCACUCUCCCCCCACAUUAUUUUGGCCUGCAUAACAUGAUGAGCACAUUUCAGGUAGAUUUGUCACUGGAUCCUGAAACUGCCCAUCCAAGUCUCAGUAUCUCAAGAGAUAGAAAAAGUGUGACAUAUAGGACAGUAGAUGGUCUUCAUGAUCACCAGGCCUUUACUCCUUCCCCAGCUGUCCUGAGCUCCGAGGGCUUUGCUGCUGGCAGGCAUUUCUGGCAGGUGGGAAUAGGAGGCCUAGGUGCAUGGUCCUUAGGUGUGUGUAAAGAAUCUUUCCCGAGAAAUGCUCUUAUGUCACCAACCCCAAGAAAUGGCUGCUGGCAAAUUGAGCUCCUGACUAGUCCAUUUGGCACAUGGGAUUCAGUAAACCUUAGACGGAUUGGCAUUUUUCUGGACUAUGAGUUGGGAGAAGUUUCAUUUUAUGAUUUGAAGAAUAGAUCACAUUUGUAUACAUUCAGUGACAGUUUUGCAGAAAAGCUUAUGCCUUAUUUCUCUAGCACACCUUCUUCAAAAUCACUUACUAUGAGGAUAGUCAGAGAAGAAUGCUGA